Messenger RNA from Perkinsus marinus ATCC 50983, 753 nucleotides. RefSeq lists its product as hypothetical. Lineage: Eukaryota; Perkinsozoa; Perkinsida; Perkinsidae. The annotation marks the transcript as partial. The record is from RefSeq and is a predicted model, not a curated record. The transcript has 4 exons.
GUUGAAUGGACUUUCCUUCGUCCGGGUUACCUCAUAGUUUCUGGUGAGCUCACUGGUGCUGCCGGUCAAACAUUGACUAUAGUGGACCUCCAUUUUGUGCUGGGGAGGGAAGGGGAUUGUAUUAACCCUAACAGGAAGGCGCAGGCGGAUGAGAUCCUUUGGGCUGUGGAUCAUUACUCACCUAAGAAUUCACAAGUGAUCCUCUGUGGUGAUCUCAACUGCUCGACAUUCAGCCUCAACGAGGAAGAUAUGGAGUUCGUCGAGUUGAUGAUGUUCCAUCGCAAUGGAUACCAAGAUGCGCUGAAAGUUUUCAAUCCUGAGGCGGGUCGACUCCCCAACGAUCAAAUGCGCGAAGUCAUUACCAAAGCUUUCGAAGCCCGGCAUAAAUCUGAAGAAGCUGAGAAAAAAUCACAAGUCGAUGAGAAGACAAAUAAAACCGCCGAAAACGACGAAUUCAUCGAAACCGAAGUUGCUGAUGAUGAACCGAAGAUUCAAGCAAUCAGUGAUGAUGAAGUUCCCCUUGUCCCUAAGGGUGAUGGCGUUGAGGAAAAGCAAGAUUGCAAGAAAUUGGAAAAGAUCAACUCGGAAGUGGAAGGAUCUUUGGAACGCCUGAAAAUGCCGAUCACUUGGGACGGGGUGAAUAAUCCGUCGACACGAUUGGGCGACCCUGGUGCUGAGUUGCGAUGUGAUUAUGUUUUCCUGAAGGACGCGCCCGAACCGGAACCGAGAACGAUCAAGUUGGAGGAAAAGGAG